UUCUUUCCCGAAUUCCUCUGUCUUUUCUUUCUCUCUGUUUCGGUUCUUCCAAUUCCAAUUUCAUCCAUUCAAAAACGCUAUAUUACAAAAUUCUACAACCAUUAACUUCUCUUUAGGUUUCUCCUUCUUCUCCUUCUUCCUGUUCUUAUGAUUGUUUGAUGUUUUUCUCAUUUUCUAUUUCUUCUUCUUCUUCUUGUCAAUGGCGGAAAUCGGACGGAGAUUCUGCAUCGGCUAUGCACUUUUGCCCAAGAAGCGACGGAGUUUCAUACGAGAUUCCUUGCUCAGGCUUGCUGAAUCCAAAGGUAUCGAUUUCGUACGGAUCGAUAUGGACAAGCCGCUUGUUGAUCAAGGAGCCUUUGAUUGUGUUCUCCACAAGCUCUAUACUGCGGAUUGGAGGAAGCAACUCGAGAAUUUUAGGACUAUUAACCCUAAUGUGGUGAUUUUGGACUCACUCGACGCCAUUGAGAGGCUUCACAACAGGAUUUCUAUGCUUCAGGUGGUAUCCGAGUUGAAGAUUGAGAAUAAUCACGACGAAUCGUUUGGGAUUCCGGAGCAGAUUGUGAUUUACGAUAAGGAGGAUCUUUCUGAUCGGCGUGCUUGGGAGACGUUGAAGUUUCCGGUCAUUGCAAAGCCUGUGGUAGCUGAUGGAAGUGCUAAAUCGCAUAAAAUGGCGCUUGUGUUUAAUCACGACGGUUUGAACAAGCUUAAACCUCCUCUUGUAUUGCAAGAGUUUGUCAACCACGGUGGAGUUAUUUUCAAGGUCUAUGUAGCUGGAAAUCACGUGAAAUGCGUCAAGAGAAAGUCACUUCCAGACAUUUCUGAGGAUACAUUAGAAAGCGUCGAGGAUUUGCAAUCGUUCUCUCAGGUAUCGAAUUUGACGAACCAUGAGAGAGUUGAUGAAAAGUAUUAUCAAAUGAUGCAGUUAGACGACACCGAGAUGCCGCCGUUGAGCUUCGUCACCGAUAUAGCCAAAGGAUUGAGACAUGCGUUGAAGCUUAACCUCUUCAAUUUCGAUAUGAUGCGGGAUUCAAGAAACAAGAACCGUUAUCUCAUAGUUGAUAUCAAUUACUUUCCUGGGUUUGCGAAGAUGCCAGGAUAUGAGAAAAUUGUAACGGAUUUCCUAUCUGAUAUAAUGCGGAGGAAUGACAGAGAGCUCGUCAAAGCUUGGUUUGAACAUGAUGCUUCAGACCCCAUUGCCUUCGACAAAAGGCAAGUUCAUAAUUGUGAAAAUGAUUCUAGAAAGGUUGUGAUGCUUACUUGCAUCGGUAAUGGGGAUGGUGGAGGUUGAACAAUACUUCCCAUUAGUAUUUCCAUUUAUUUUUCAUUGACUUAGAUUCUAAUCCAAUUGAGUUUGCUAAAAGAAGAAUGUUCUUCUUUUAUUCAAGAUUAGAAAUUAGUUAAUAGUUUCUAAGUUCAUAAUAUGGUGAAGAACAAAUAAGGCGGUUCCUCUGUUUGCUUUUACCUCAAAUUUGCAAGAAAAAAAAACCGCAUGACAUUGAUUGUUGAUACUUUCUUCAGUCUAUCAGUUGCUUCUCUGAGACAGAUAUUUCUGAAGUACUCUGCUAAAGUUCAAUAAAAUUAGAUUUUAAGUACUUUCCCACCUUGAUUCAUUUUUGUUGUCUUUACCUGGAAAAAAAACUAAGGUCCCGAUUGGUAAUAGUUUUGGAAUUCUUGAAAAUCAAGUCUAUUAACCAUCGUUAUUCCACCUCAAGUUUAUUAAUGCUUUGUUACAAUAAAACCAAAUCAAAACUUAUAAACUAAAAAUGUUAGUUUAUGCAAAUUAUUGGAAGGAAAUGAGGUUUGAAAUGAAAAGAAAUGGAGACAAAAUUUGAACUUCUAGGUGAGUUGACUGUCAGAAUUGUUUCUUGCAUGGCAUGUGCCAUUGUUGGCUAAUAUAUAUGUGUGUAAUUUUCUCAAGCUCUUUUCGAGUUCAUUUUGGUUUAUCAUCAAAUAAAAUUGCCAAUAAAAGAAUUAAAUACAAAAGCUUUCAUGGUUCAUUAAUACGGUAAGACCCAAUAAGAUGAUGAACAAAUAUAGGACAGAAAGACUUGAUGAUGAAAUAGGAAUCUCUAAAAGUCUCUGUAACUGGUGGGGUUUAAUAAUUAUGUUAUGUUGCAUCAUGUUAGUGUAACACUAUAGUUCCUUUGAUCAUAAUGAAUACUUCCAAUAAACGUGGCUUGGCAAUCUUUGACAUUUGGUUCUUGUAUUGGCCCAUGCUCUUAAGUAUUAUUGUCGUAUUACCUCCAAGUUCUGUGGUGUAAAAUAUCAUUAAGUAAAAGAUCUAGUUUUCAUACCCUUAAAUGAUGUUCUGUCGUCUGUUGAUGAAACAAACUAGUGUGAUGUUAAGUUGUUCGAACAAAACUUUGCAAGCUUUUUUUGGCUGUAGAUUAUUUUAGAAGUAUGUAAAAACUUGGAACACUGCUAUGAUGUUAUUGUUCAGCUGACAAUCCCGUGUUAGUGUUAUUUGUUGCUUUCUUCUAACAGCUAUGCUGACAGAGAAAAUUUGUACUCUAAAUAAAUCGAUUGUACAUUGCAAUUAAUUUUCUUGCCUCCAGGGGAACGUUAAUCGAGGAUACCGUUUGUUGUGUCGCCGGAUAAUUAUUUGAUUUGUGUCUGUGAUACGCCAAAGUUGUAGGAUGGUUUAGCAGAUGAUGAGAAGCGUAUUGGGCUGUCUGUGCAGAUCCAGAUAGGAGUAGUAUUCAUCAAUUUCUCGAUUCGACGAAAGUCACGGGCGUUGAAGGAGGUGACCACAUUAGAACACAUGGUAAACAUGCCAUCUAUAGCCAACAAUGGAGGUUUUGAACAAGAACCUGAUCUGUUUGGAAAUAUAUUCCCUUUUUGGUUCAUUGAAGUUUGAUAUUGAUAUUAUAGAUAUAUUCGUUGAAGGAUGUUGUAUGAACCUAUGCCAAACUUAAUUCCCACUUCCCAGAAUAUAAUGAAUGGCAGACGGUAAACAUAAGUGGGUGGAUGAGUUUGUUGAGGAGAAUGGAACGGAUGGCACACAGACAAACGACAUAUAUACUGAAGGACAUUAGCACUAUUGAUGGCAGUCUUUUAGUUUUAACGUCUCUUAGACGAUCAUUCUAUGGUACUUUGUUUUCUUCUACUGAAUGAAAUAAAAGGUUGAUUCACUUUGUUCAUAA
Messenger RNA from Cucumis sativus (cucumber), 3143 nucleotides. RefSeq names its product inositol-tetrakisphosphate 1-kinase 1. Gene Ontology annotation, cellular component: cytoplasm. The transcript has 2 exons. The record is from RefSeq and is a predicted model, not a curated record. Bases 200 to 1288 code for a protein of 362 amino acids. NCBI's taxonomy places the organism in Eukaryota, Viridiplantae, Streptophyta, Magnoliopsida, Cucurbitales, Cucurbitaceae. Gene Ontology annotation, molecular function: magnesium ion binding; inositol-1,3,4-trisphosphate 6-kinase activity; inositol-1,3,4-trisphosphate 5-kinase activity. Gene Ontology annotation, biological process: inositol trisphosphate metabolic process.